AUGUCUGACAAUAAUUGCACCAUAUCCACUUGCCCGCUUACUGAGGCGUAUCUGGACUACCUACCCAACCUCCCUGCCAAUGCUUUCUUUGUCGGCUUAUUCGGUCUUAUCAUUGGAAUACAACUUAUUCUGGGAAUCAGGUACCGAACAUGGGCUUAUAUGAUCCCAAUGUUAUGCGGCCUCAUCCUUGAAGCGCUGGGAUACAUCGGCAGGAUCAUGUUGCACAACAACCCGUUCAAUUUCAACAACUUUCUUCUGUACCUGAUCUGUCUGACGAUUGGACCGGCCUUUCUCAGUGCAGCAAUCUACAUCUGUCUGGGCAAGAUCAUCAAGGUCUAUGGGGAGAAUAUCGCCCGGUUCCGUCCACGAACUUAUACGACUUGCUUCAUCUGCUUUGAUUUAGUAUCUCUUAUACUUCAAGCGGCUGGGGGUGCUAUCACUUCAAUUGCAGAUGACGAUCAGCGUAGCCUCCGGCAGACCGGCAUCAAUAUCAUGAUUGCGGGAUUGGCCUUCCAGGUCGUCUCGCUCUUUGCGUUCAUUGUUAUGGGCUCCGAAUUUGCCCUCCGAGUGCGCAGGAGCCCGAAGUCAGAAGCCAAUGACUUUAGUGGUCUUCGACAGAGCUGGAAGUGGCCCAUGUUCAUUUACUGCCUUGCCCUUGCCACGCUGACCAUCUUUAUUCGAUCGAUUUUCCGAGUUGCCGAGCUGAAGGGUGGAUUCUCCAGUGAAUUGGCCAAUAAUGAGGUUGAUCUGAUGGUCUUGGAAAGCACUAUGGUUUCUAUUGCAUGCAUUGCUCUCACAGCUGCUCACCCGGCAAUCGUAAUAGGCCGCGCUUGGAGUGCUCUGUGA
This is a messenger RNA of Penicillium pulvis, 846 nucleotides long. RefSeq names its product RTA1 domain-containing protein. The record is from RefSeq and is a predicted model, not a curated record. Lineage: Eukaryota; Fungi; Ascomycota; Eurotiomycetes; Eurotiales; Aspergillaceae. The transcript is spliced from 3 exons. Bases 1 to 846 code for a protein of 281 amino acids. Gene Ontology annotation, cellular component: fungal-type vacuole; plasma membrane.